AUGGGAAAGAAGGGAGGUGGUCGUCUUCUUCAGGCCGCAAAGGCUGCCAACGUAUGGAAAGGUGGUAGUGGUGGUGGUCCACCGGCAAAGAAGCAGAAAAAGAGCCACGGCCCCGGCCCCGCGCAACAUCAGAAGCAACAAUCCACCAAGCCUUCCCGCUCCGCCUCCGCUUCCUCCGCAACCUCUGCAGCCCCGCCCCCGCUCUCGUCUUCCUCGACGUCCGGCUCCAAGAAGCAACACAAGCAAAAGCAGCAUUCCGAACCAUCAAUACCCUUCAGCCCCGACGAAAACAUCCUCCUCGUCGGCGAUGGCGACCUCAGCUUCGCCGUCUCCCUGGUCGAGCACUACCACUGCACCAACCUGACCGCCACUGUCUACGAAAAGGACCUUGACGAGCUCUCCGCGAAAUACCCCCACGUGCGCGCCAACGUCGACAAGAUCUGCGCCAUCCCGGGUUGCAAAGUUCUCUACAACGUCGACGCGCGACGCAUGGCGCCCUUCGCCCACAAAUCCAAAGACAAACAAACCGGCCGGGUGGAACAGACGGGAACAAUGGACCGCAUCAUCUUCAACUUCCCGCACGUGGGCGGCAAGUCGACCGACGUCAACCGCCAGGUGCGCUACAACCAGGAGCUGCUGGUCGACUUCUUCAAGCGCUCCUUGCUCUCGCUGGCCCCCGGCGGGUCCAUCAUCGUUACCCUGUUCGAGGGCGAGCCCUACACGCUGUGGAACAUCCGGGAUCUGGCAAGGCACUCGGACUUGGCAGUAAAAGAAAGCUUCAAAUUCCAGGCCAGGGCGUAUCCGGGCUAUCACCAUGCUAGGACGCUGGGCGUUGUCAAGAAUAAGAAGGGCGAGGCGGCGGAGAAAGCUUGGAAGGGCGAGGAGAGGCCGGCCAGGAGUUAUGUCUUUGUGAGGAAGGAUGACGUGCCGAAGCCGCCGGCGCCGGGGAUGGGGAAGAAGAGAAAGGCCGAGGAGUCGGAUGAUGAGGAUGAAGAGGAGGAGGAUGAAGAUCAUUGGGGGAGCGAUGAUUUCGAGGAGGCGUUGGGUGAUGACGGUGAGGGCGAUGUGGACGAUGAUGAAGCUGCUGAUGAGGAUAACUGA
This is a messenger RNA of Sordaria macrospora k-hell, 1101 nucleotides long. RefSeq lists its product as uncharacterized. Gene Ontology annotation, molecular function: rRNA (uridine-N3-)-methyltransferase activity. The record is from RefSeq and is a predicted model, not a curated record. Gene Ontology annotation, biological process: rRNA base methylation. Lineage: Eukaryota; Fungi; Ascomycota; Sordariomycetes; Sordariales; Sordariaceae.